UCGGGAAAACCGGUCAAGGUUAGACUCGUUUCGUUUCAUUCGGCUCGUGUUUGUAACGGUUUCAAUCCAGUCUCAUCCGCGAAAUUCGCAAUGAAUUCCAGUGGAGAUUUCGAUGUGUUAGAAACACCCAUUAAAAGUGAAAGCGACAAGAAGAUAUACAAAGUGAUCAAAUUAAAAAACGAAUUAGUGGCUUGCAUAAUAUCCGAUCCAAGCAGCAACUCGCCUCAGGGAACCAACAACGCACCUCAAAAUGACAACAACGGACCUGAAGACAUAAACCAGAAUAAAGACGAGAAGAAAGCGGCAGCAAUGCUCAGCAUAAACGUAGGCAGCUUCAGCGAUCCCGAAGAAGUCCAAGGACUGGCCCAUUUCUUAGAGCACAUGGUCUUCAUGGGCAGCGAGAAGUACCCCACCGAGAACGACUUCAGCUCGUUCGUGUCGAAGCGCGGCGGCAGCUACAACGCCUUCACCGAGUCGGAGCGCACCUGCUUCUACUUCGACUGCCUGGAGAAGCACCUGAAGGAGACCCUCGACCGGUUCGCGCAGUUCUUCAUCGGCCCGCUGCUCCUGAAGGACUCGAUGACGCGCGAAAGGGAGGCCGUCGACUCGGAGUUCCAGAUGGCCUCGGUGUGCGACUACGUCCGCAAGAACCAGAUAAUCCUCGGCCUCGCCGAGGAAGGCUCGCCGGUCAGGAAAUUCGCCUGCGGGAAUCUCAAGACGCUGAAAAGCGGCGUGGGCGACGACGAGCUGCGCGAGAUCACCGAACGGUUCAGGGCGAGGCAUUACUCGUCUAACAGGAUGGCUUUUGCUAUACAAUCGCGGUUGACUGUCGAGGAAUUGCAGGAGUUGAUCGUUGAAAUCUUCACCGCCGUGCCGAACAACGGCCUGCCCAAGCUCGAUUUUGAAUGUUCCGGGGACGUGUUCGACACUCCCGCCUUCAACAGAAUCUACUACAUGAAGCCCAUCGACGAGCAGAUCGAGCUGUGCUUGACUUGGAGAAUACCGAAUCUCUACGAGAAGUACAAAACUAAAACGCAAUAUUAUUUCCAGUAUAUAUUAGGCGAUGAAGGCACGGGUAGCCUGUUGAGCUACUUGAAGAAACGCGUUUGGGCCACUUCUUUGUACUCCUUCGGCGAAGACAACUCGAUUUACACCUCGCUAGGCGUUAUAGUCCAACUAACAGAGGAAGGCUGCAGGCACGUGUUCGAUAUAAUCGAAGCGAUUUUUUCGUACGCGAAGCUCGUAAGAGACGCCGGACCCGUGGAGUACAUCCACGAAGAUAUAAAGACGGUGCGGGACGCGUCGUUUCGAUUCUCUUGCGAAGAAUCAUCGUUAAAUACGGUGCUCGAGUUGGAGGAAGCGAUGCAUCGAUACCCGCCCGAGCUGUUCCUCACCGGCUCGAAAAUCCACUACGAUUUCGAUCCCGACGAAAUCGCUUCGGUGAGCGAACGCCUAACCGUCGAUUACGCCAACAUAUUCAUAACCAACAAACACCUGCCCGAUGGUUUGCAGUUCGAUAAGACGGAGAAGUGGUGUCGCACCGAAUACACCGACGUGCCUAUACCCGAAGACCUCAUCGACAAAUGCCGAGCGAUCGAGCCCUUCGAGGAGUUCUCCAUUCCCCCGUCGAACCCCUACAUCGUCCACAACUUCGCGAUAGUACCGGAGGAGCCCGACCAUCCCGAGUACCCGCGGCGGAUCGUCGGCGACGACAGGCUGGAAUUGUGGUACAGGAGAGAUCAAAAAUUCAAGCUGCCCUUCGCUUACUACAACAUCUCCAUGCGAUCUUCGUAUUUCGCCGAAUCGGCCAAGAACGCGGUGUUGGGCGAGCUGUUCACCGAUCUGCUGAGCUACUAUCUGAACGAGGAAACCUACCAGGCCAGGCAGGCCGAGCUGAGCCAAACCGUUUACUUCGACGAUGCUUCGAUCACCGUCACGGUGGAGGGAUUCAACGAGAAACUGCCCGUGCUAAUCGACGUCAUAACGAAGUAUUUCAGCGAAAUACGCAGCUAUAUCAGCGAGAAGACGUUUUCGGAGUUGAAGGAGGAGAUGAUGAAGACGGAAUACAACGCUUUCAAGUCACCAGCCGGUUUAAACGCCGUGGUUUUCCGUAAAAUUUACAACAAAACCUACUGGACUUGCUUGGAUAAAUACAACGAAUUACUAAACAUCAAUUACGAAGACCUCUUGAACUUCAUCGAUACCUUCAAAGAGGAAUUAUAUUUGAAGGUUCUGAUACAAGGAAACGUGCUACCGGAGGUAGCGAUCGAUACGGUGAACGCCCUAGCAGAAUCGCUCCGAUUCGAUCCUUUACCGGACGCCAAACUACCCAGCACCAUCGUCAACAAACUCCCCAUUGGAGAAAAAUGCGUUCUGCUCGAAUCCUUCGACAAAUCCAACCCGAACUCCGACAUCCAAAACUACUACCAAGUCGGCGAGUACCGGCUCAAAGACAGCGUCAUCUUGGACCUGAUCAUGAUGGUGCUCGAAGAGCCGGCCUUCGACGCUCUGCGCACCAAAGAGCAGCUCGGUUACAGCGUCUACUGCGGCUCCAGCACCAUGGACGGGAUCCUGGUGUUCUUCGUGUCGGUCACCACGCAGGCGCACAAGUUCACCACCGAGCACGUCGACGAGAGGAUCGAGGCCUUCAUCAGAGGCUCCCAGUCGAUCCUGGAGGGGACCAGUGAGGAGGAGUUCCGGCGUGUCAGGGAGGAUUACGUGAAGACGAAGGAGUGCGUGGACGUGCACCUGGCGCACGAGGUGUGGAGGAACUGGGACGAAAUCGACGAGAGCGACUACGUGUUCGACAGGCAGAAGCGGGAGAUUCGAGCCGCUGAAGAGGUGACUUGGGAGGAGGUGAAGCGAUGGUGGCGUAGGCACAACCAUUUCGGGGAUAAGGAGAAUUUCCGGAAGGUGUCGGUGCAGGUUAGGGGGCACGUGCAGGACGAGGAAGGGAAGACAACGGUUGUUGAUGAGUUGUAUGGGAAACCGGUUUCGUUGGUUUGCUUGAGUGGUAAAGAGCGCGAGGGUGUUGAAUAUUUCGUUCGAAAUAUCGAUGAAUUUAAGGAACGCUUGGAGAAUUACCCGCCUAAAGUAAUGAAAAAAUGCAUUUAAAUUAUGCAUAAUGUUGUAACUAUUAUUUUAUAACACGCGCUAAGUACACAGUAUUUUUACUCAAAUUUUAUUAUAAAAACGAUUAUUUCUGUGAUAUAUUACUGUUAUUUUUAGAACACAAUAUUUUUAUAAGUAUUAUUUAUAACGCUUGAAGUGCUGUGACAAAUUGUUGAAAAAAUUAUCGUGAAUUUGUACAAGUUUUAUGUGUGAAAAGUCUUGUGAUUU
Molecule: messenger RNA, 3339 nt
Organism: Phyllotreta striolata
Lineage: Eukaryota; Metazoa; Arthropoda; Insecta; Coleoptera; Chrysomelidae
Source: the annotation of a GenBank genome assembly